Messenger RNA from Ambispora gerdemannii, 216 nucleotides. NCBI's taxonomy places the organism in Eukaryota, Fungi, Glomeromycota, Glomeromycetes, Archaeosporales, Ambisporaceae. The record is from the annotation of a GenBank genome assembly.
CAAGAUAUUGAAAAUAUAGAUCCAUCUUUGAUUCAAAAUCCUAUUAUUCAUCCUAAAAAAGGUGCCCCUCGCAAAACUCGGUUCAAAGGAUCUCAAGAAUCAAAAUCAAAAAAUACAAGUCGAAAACCAACGGAGUGUCAACAAUGUCAUAGAUCUGGUCACAAUAAAGCUGGGUGUGAAAAAUGGCAUAAAAAAAAUCAAGUCUCAUAUUUGUAA